AAGCGCGGGUGUUUUGAGUGCUUGGUUAACUAUGGCAACUGGUUCAUCAGACAGCUUGUUGGAUUCAGAUAAUGAGUCCGAGCGGCACCGUAAAUGUUCUACCUGUUCUUCAAGUUGCAUUAGUUGUUGUCGAAAUUGUCGAGGUCCAAAAGUUUACCAUGCUCGUGUAGUUAAUGUUGGUAGACCAUCGAAGACUCAGAAAUUUCCUUCGAAUCGGAUCAAUAAUCAAAAGUAUAAUGUAAUAAGUUUCAUUCCUUUGGUGAGUGUAGCAGUUACGUUUUAAAGUUGACUAGAUUUUGAAUUAGUGCUCAUUUAACCUUUGGUACUAAUUCUACUUACAUAACGGUAGAGCAUCUCCAAUUUGAAUCCUGAUAAUUACCAGUUAACUAGAUCGAUUUAUACUUCAGUGUGGUUCAUUUACACCAUUAGCUUAGAAAUAUCAUAAACAGUUUUUCAAGUGUAAUUUUCUUAUUAAAGUUAUAUUGUAGAUAAUGGGUAUGUUGAGCUGUGGCCUAGUAAUUAAGCCGCUUGACUGUCAACCGGGUUGUUGAUACGAACUAUGCACCGUUACUUCGGUUCGGGAAGUCCGGGGGUAUCAGUGACUAUCAUACUUAGGUUGACUCAAAGGUGAGUAUGAGUUUAUCCCUAUACAGUAUAGAUAAGGAGAAUUUGUGACGGUCUAUUGGUUUUGUUAGGGACUAUGCUCAUCAGCACUAUUAUGAAUCAAAUUUAAAAGUACUCUUUAUUUUUGGCUACUAGUUCUUAAUACGGUGUUUUUAUACUCUAUUUGUUUAUAAAUGCCUUUAACUGUAUAUUUUGAAAUUACUCUGAUUUAGAAGAAUUAAUCGAUAAGUAGUAGUUAAGGGAAUUAUUUCACGGGUAUAGUUUGACUAAUCCAUGUUAACUCUACUUAAAGAGCCUUUGUUUCAGUUGCUGCGUUCCGAAAGAUUGUAGGUGCAGCAAGCGGAGAACCUAAUAAUUGUUAAUUAAAAUUGUUUUUACUCGUUAUUAAUCUGUAGCCAAUGUUUCAGCAAACUAUAUUUUUUGUGAGAUUUAGUCCUAAACCGCUUAAUGUUGUGAUGGGAGACUUACACAUUCACAUAAACUUAUUAGGAAUCAUCCUGAAACCAAGGAUACACUACGAUACACAACACAGUUUUGAACCACUUGGGAAAUAAGAAUGUUUGUAAGGUUUCAUAUACACCAGAUUGGUGACUACCAAUAGUACUGAAUUGCUGUUUGAGGAUAUCCUGAAAAUUUAUUUGUUCAUAUCUGAAAGCUUGUUUGGUAUGGGUUUACUAUUUGUACAACAUAGUUACAAAUUUAUAGGCUGUUACUUCUGUGGUUUUCGUGUUUUCACUAAUUGUUAAUAGCGAAUCUAUGUGCUUCAUUUGUUUGUACUUUUCAGGUUCUUUUUGAACAGUUCAGUGUAUUUUUAAAUCUCGUCUUCCUUGUAAUUGCAUGUAGUCAAUUUAUUCCCGAACUUGGUGUGGGUCGUCUGUACACAUAUUGGGGGCCACUUGGUUUUGUGAUUGCAAUAACCAUGAUUCGAGAAGCGGUAGAUGACAUUGGAAGAUGGUCUCGUGAUCGCGAUGUCAAUAUGGCUAUCUAUGGAAAGUAUGUCCGCAACAAAGAAGUUUCCGUUAUGAGUUCAGAUAUCAAAGUUGGUGAUCUUAUUCGUUUAGAGAAGAAUCAACGAGUUCCAGCAGAUAUGAUCUUAAUAUGGACAUCAGAUCGAAAUGGUUCUUGUUUUAUACGGACAGAUCAACUUGACGGUGAGACUGACUGGAAAUUACGUUAUGCUAUACCAACUACACAUGCUUUUGUCAGCCGUACUGGUCAUCCAAGUUCAUUGUGGGAUAUGGAAGCUCAAGUUUAUGCUGAAGCGCCGAGACAGAGUAUACAUAAUUUCGAAGGAACGUUCGUUCGUACAGAUGUCAAUCCUACUUCACCAACAGAUUCUGAAGCAUCAGAAGUUUCAUUAAAUAUUGAUCACACACUCUGGUCCAACACUGUACUAGCUACUGGAAGUGCUAUUGGCUUGGUCAUAUACACAGGAUCAGAAACACGUGCAGUAAUGAAUUCAAGUAGAGUCCGCACAAAACGUGGGAAAAUCGAUCAAGAGAUUAACAAUAUCACAAAACUCUUAUUCUGUAUCCUAGUACUUCUGGCUCUUAUCAUGGUUGCACUGAAAGGUUUCAGUGGAUCUUGGUAUAAGUAUUGGUGGCGUUUUGUUGUUUUAUUCUCUUACAUUAUUCCUCUGGCAUUGCGUGUUAAUAUGGAUUUGGCAAAAAUCGUAUACUCUUUUAUGAUAAUGCGCGACAAAUCCCUACCAAACUGCCUUGUUCGUAAUACUAAUAUACCUGAAGAAUUGGGUCGUAUUUGUUAUUUAAUGUCAGAUAAAACUGGUACACUUACACAAAAUGAAAUGGUUUUUAAAAAGCUACAUUUAGGCAGUGUAGCUUUUGCAUCAGAUUCCAUGGAAGAGGUUGUCCAAGGAUUGCGUAAUCAUUUCACUGCUGGUUCCACAAUCGGUAAUUUAUCAGACCAAUUAACUCGUCAAAUUCGUCGUACAACCAAUGAACGUAUGGCUGAUGCAGUAUUAGCCUUAGCUAUAUGUCAUAAUGUUACACCGAUGACAGAAACUUAUUCAAAUCCUGGAUCAAUUGAUGUACCAGGUGGAGAGAGUAAAGAAGCUAUGGCUAUGGUAGAAUUAUCUGAUCCAAUUGGUUAUCAAGCUAGUUCACCUGAUGAAGUAGCUCUUGUUUCAUGGACUGCAACUGUUGGUGUAACACUUGUGUUUCGUGACUUGCACAGAAUGCGAUUACGUCUACCUAAUGACUCUUUUGUUGAGUAUGAAAUCUUGAAUUUAUUUCCAUUUUCAUCGGAAUCUAAACGAAUGGGUAUUAUUGUACGUGAUUAUUCAUCCAAAAGAAUAAUAUUUUAUGUUAAAGGUGCAGAUACUGUUAUGAGUAGUCUUGUAUCCUAUGUGGAUUGGUUAGAAGAUGAAGCUGGUAAUUUGGCUAGAGAAGGAUUACGAACAUUGGUUGUCGCUUCGCGUACUUUAACUGAAGAACAAUACUCAGAUUUCGCACAACGAUACCAUAGCGCUAAAAUGUCUUUAACUGAUCGUGUCGAAAAAAUGCAGUCAGUUGUAGCAACUUUAGAAACAAAUUUAGAAGUUCUCUGUUUAACAGGAGUAGAAGAUAAACUUCAAGAUGGAGUUCGUCCUGCAUUAGAAGCAUUAAGAAAUGCUGGUAUACGUGUUUGGAUGUUGACUGGGGAUAAACUUGAAACAGCUGCAUGUAUCGCUAAAUCUUCUCGUUUAGUCAGUCGUGAUACACCUAUGUAUAUAUUUAAAUCAGUUAGUGGUCGAAUGGAAGCUCAUUUAGAAUUGAACGCUUUUCGUAAACGUUGUGAUCAUGCCUUAUUGAUAACUGGAACAUCAAUGGAAACAUGCUUAAGAUUUUAUGAACAUGAAUUUGUUGAAUUGGCAAGACAAUCACCGGCUGUAGUUGUAUGCCGUUGUUCACCGACACAGAAAACACAAAUUGUCACUUUAUUAAGAUAUCAUACAAAAGCAAGAGUAGCAGCUAUCGGUGAUGGAGGCAAUGAUGUUGGCAUGAUUCAAGCAUCUGAUCUUGGUCUUGGUCUUUUAGGUAAAGAAGGUCGACAGGCUAGUCUAGCAUCUGAUUUCAGUUUAGCACAAUUUAAACAUGUUACACAAUUGUUACUUGUUCAUGGAAGGAAUUGUUAUAAAAAUACUGCUGCAUUGGCCUUGUUUGUUAUUCAUCGAGGUUCCAUUAUCACAGUCAUGCAAGCGAUAUUUUCAGCCGUUUUCUAUUUUGUUGCAAUACCGUUAUUCCCAAGUUUUCUAUAUGUUGGUUAUGCCACAGUGUUCACUAUGUUCCCUGUAUUUUCAUUGGUGCUUGAUAAGGAUGUACCGGAUCGUAUUGCUCUAACUUACCCUGAAUUAUAUAAAACUUUACAGAAAGGUCGUGAAUUAACUUUUAAAACAUAUUUCAUCUGGCAGUUGAUUAGUGUUUAUCAAGUGUUAUCAUGUAUGGUGCAUUGUUACUUUUCGAAGAUGAAUUCAUUCAUGUAGUAGCUAUCACAUUUACAGCUUUAUUAUUAACAGAAUUACUUAUGGUAGCUAUUACCAUACGUACAUGGCAUCUUCUAAUGAUUUUAGCGGAAGUUAUCAGUUUAGCAAUUUAUAUAAUGGCUUUGAUUGUCAUGAAAGCAUAUUUUGAUUCAGUAUUUCUAAGAACAAUUGGAUUUGUUUGGAAAGUAUUAGCUAUCACUGGUGUCAGUUGUAUACCAAUAUUAAUAUUGAAAUUUAUUCAUUAUAAAUUUAGACCAUCGAUUUAUUCAAAACUACAAUAGAAUGUUAUGUUCUUCUGUUGAAUGAAUUCAUCCAUCCACAAACACACACACACACAGACACAUCCAUUGAAUUCUCUAUCAAUGACAAAUGAACUAGAUUUUCACAAACAUUUUUUUUUCUAAAAAGUCAUUCAGUUACUACUUAAAUUUUGUUAUUUUUUAUGUGACUUUUUAUUUUUCAACUCAUGUCCUGUAAUGAAUAACUACGAUUUCGAGAUGUUAUUGAUGAUGAUCGUGAUGAUGAUGAUGAUGAUGAUGAUGAUGAUGUACGACUCUGACAUGCCUAAAUUGUUGUAAACACUGUGAUCUUUUAUACACCAUCGUCCAUAUCUUUAUCUAUGUGUAAACCUAAAAUCGGUUACAUAUUUUCUUUCAUUCUUCUUUUCUUUGUUGUAACUUUCUUUUUAAACUUGUGAUUGAUUUUUUUUUAAUCAGAGAAUAGAUGAUACAACAUUUGUUUAUCAACAUAAGUACAAUGUCGUCUCUCUUUUUUUUCCCGUAGAACUGGCAUAUAUCUAUGCAAACAAUUCAACACUGAAAGAAAAAAAAAUAUCGAACAAGAGUUUAACAAUUAUUCGUCAAGAUUGAUUGAGUAUUGAUCAUUAUUGUUGUUACUGUCACAGAUCCUACACACUACUACUACUACUACUACUACUACUAUUACUACUACUACCUAUACUACUGUCAUCAAAUAAAAACACACAAAGUGAUUAUGAUGCCUGUACUAUUUGUAUGUAUGUGUAAGGUGCACGCUAUUUGAUGAUUCUUAUCUAAUGUAACCAAAUUUUUUUUAUUUAUUCAUGUUGUUUCUUGAUCUUUGAUUAAGUUGUGUGCUAUUCAUUUCGCUUCUCUUUUUUUUUAAAAAAAAAGACAGAAAGAAAACGUUUUAUUUAUUGUCAUUGUAAUUUCUUGUUGAAUAAAUUCAUUAUUGAUGUG
Molecule: messenger RNA, 5322 nt
Organism: Schistosoma bovis
Lineage: Eukaryota; Metazoa; Platyhelminthes; Trematoda; Strigeidida; Schistosomatidae
Source: the annotation of a GenBank genome assembly